AUGAGCAAGCGUCACAACAGGAAGCGGACAAGGAGCCGGCCCCGUCAUCGUGACGGUGGCAAAGCACGCUCAAACCACGUUCGGACUCUUUCGAUGGCUACGGAAUCGUCGUUUUCGAGCACGGCUUCUUCUAUUCCUUCUUCGCAUUUGAAUUUCCCGAUUGCGAAUAUGCCGUCGGACCAUUGGCAUCAAACGUAUUCAGCAUGGCAGAACCGACUCCGGUACGAGCAGGAGAAGGAGCGCGCCUUGGAGGCUCAGCGCCUGCGAUUCUUUGGCGGAGAAGCUGGCGACGAAACCAGCCUUCUCGAGCCAAUGCUAAAGGUAGUCACGGAUCUCUUCGAUGGCAUGACCGACUACGAAGAUCCAUGA
Messenger RNA from Trematosphaeria pertusa, 369 nucleotides. RefSeq lists its product as uncharacterized. The transcript has a single exon. NCBI's taxonomy places the organism in Eukaryota, Fungi, Ascomycota, Dothideomycetes, Pleosporales, Trematosphaeriaceae. Bases 1 to 369 code for a protein of 122 amino acids. The record is from RefSeq and is a predicted model, not a curated record.